Messenger RNA from Purpureocillium takamizusanense, 1299 nucleotides. RefSeq lists its product as uncharacterized. Bases 137 to 811 code for a protein of 224 amino acids. NCBI's taxonomy places the organism in Eukaryota, Fungi, Ascomycota, Sordariomycetes, Hypocreales, Ophiocordycipitaceae. The record is from RefSeq and is a predicted model, not a curated record. The transcript is spliced from 3 exons.
CUCGUCAUUGCGCAAAUUAACAUCGCGUCCCAAUGCAAAUGUCCACCAGGCCCUAGGACCUCGUUCCCUCCAUCAAUGCGUCUCCAUUGAUUUGGCUUUCAGAGCAAGACCUGCUUCAACCGACAUUCUGGCUCUCAUGGAUUCACCUGUGGCGCAGCCGAACGGGGAAUGCUGGGCAGAACAACUAAUUACUCCAGCUCCUAUGCCUCAGGGCUCACAGGAUCGCCCUCCACAGCCGGUCCAGGAACGUAUGGCUCAUCAGGACAUUGUGGCGCCCGUUUGCACCACUGAGCCCGUGACUAGUCUUGCUGCGCCGCAUGAGAACCGGCAAGAGUUGGCCCACGUCCCGCACCAAAGCGCGCCACCAGCCAUGGCACCCGGGCACGAAGCCCCAAGGAUGAUGGAAUCGGAUGUCGAGGUUGCUAAGGACAUGCGCUACCGUCGUAGAUCUCCAAUGACGGCCAGGUCGAAACGAUACCAAGGCGUCUCUAGGUUAACACCCGCCGAAUUGAACCGCAAGAGGGCAAACGACCGAGAGGCCAAGCGCGUUAGUCGGCUUAGGACCCAAGAGCUCAUCAGUUCUCUUUUGAGAAAAGUGAAAACACUGAAAGAACUCAGGAUCUCUGACGGCGAGACUAUUCGCCAGCUCCGUCACCGUAACGAAGCUCUUGAGAUGGAGUACUUCUCUCUUUCCGCGGCAACAGGCUUUUCAUAUGCACCUGGAGCAGUGCUAUCCCAGCAGUGCGGCAACUUGGCUCCGGAUCUGACCUAUUGCAACUCGGGUCUGGAAAACUGGGUACAGCCGUACUAAGUGGCUAAUAUGUUAGGAGGCAGCGCUCAUUCUUCUGGUGGGUGGCUCACUGUAUUCGUCUUCAUGCUGCUUUUCUUAAGGGCCUGUAUCUUAUGUGCUGGCGUUUAUUCUCUUAAGCGCAUUUCUUUGCGCUUCCAUGCGUCCUGCUGGGCGAAAACCCACGACAAGUGCUGGCCCGGGAGGCCCUCCUGUUCGGAAGCGGUGGUGUUAUUGUUCUGUCGACAAGUUGCCGAGGGCAGGACGAAGAUGACAAGAUCGUAGUCGGAGUCCCUCUGGGUGCGCUGUCUUGCAUUCGCGUGUACGGAAUUGGGUGCUACGCCAUGUUGGGCUUUUGGUCGAGGACAUUAAUGAUGGGCACCUUGUCUGCGUCGCCAAUCGUUUCAGAGGCGACAUGAGGAAACGUGAAGAGCACGGCCAUCCAGGCACAUGCUGCAGACAGUCGAGAAUGUACCUACCUUACCGUCCCUGCAAGUAUACAUACAGCACGG